UCUCUUGUCCCUCUCUACAUCCCUCCACCAUUCUUCGUCUCCCUCCUCCAGCUGCGACAGCAACCCAGUGCCGGCUCUAUCCCGCCUGUCUCCACCUCCGCAGGUUAACAGGAUUUCAGGCUGCUACUUUUCCCAAACUUCCCUGCGAAGACUUUUUCAUUCUAGACCUUUUUUGGGUCCUUCACCCUUCCCCUCUGGAGAGGCCGGCUGGUGUGUGCGUGUGUGUGUGUGUGCAUCUCUGUGGUGUGUGUGUCUGGCGUGUGUGCGGCAGCGUGUACAAGGGCUCUGGUGUCGUGCUCUUUGCCCUGAGGGAGUCCCUAAAGGUUGUGACUGGAGGAGAAAAGUUUCCACCACGAUGAAUGUUCAGCUGCUGCUCCUGCUGGCCCUGGUUGGCCCUUUCUGUGCCUUCACACAUGCAAGCCCCACAACGCUCCCGGAAGCUUUCACUGCAGAGCCUCAUACUGACAGCUCAGCAGAUGUCACCGCUGUGGAAACCCAGGCUCCGGAAGUGGACCUUACUGUCAUCACCGGUCCCCCUGCAACCACAGCAGCGGCGGCCCCUGCAGAAGUCACACCAUCAGAAGCUGUCUCUGAGGUGGAUGUUCCGUCCACCACGGUUCAUGCAGAGAUGGAGCCCACCGCUGAGACAGAAGGCCCUGUUCCUGCUACUUCUGGAGCAGUGGAACCCCUUGUCACCAGUUUUCCUCCUGUGGAGACCGCAGCCCCCACUGAGCCACCCGCCCAACCCGAGGUGACGACAGCCGCCCUGGAAGGCGAAGAGAUGCCCAACAAGGACGAAGAAGUUGUCGUUGAGGGCCUGAGCUCCGGCCAAGUAGUCGGCAUCGUGAUUGGCGCUCUGUUGGCAGUGGUCAUCGUCAUCGCCGUGGUGAUAGCUGUGGUGAGGAGGAUGGGAAAAUACUCCCCUUGAGGAAAAAACCAGCCAAGCAGCAGGAGCGCCCAAAGUUCUGGAAAUUCUGAACUACUGAACUGUGAUGUCAUUUCCGAUCAUUAAAACAAGCGCGAUACCAGAACUUAACUAAUCUAACCAGGACUCUGGACUGUAGCCAAAAAAAAGAGGGGGAGGGAGGCUUGUGUGUGUUUAUGUAUAUGUUACAUGUGUGCGAGACAAGAGGGGUACAUAAACAAACAUCCUCACCUCCCCCGCUACCUCCCUGACCCCCCCUGAAGCCGCUGAUAUAAAAGGCUCCCCCCCACUCCCUCAGAGAAAACAAAACAAGGUGACAGCAGGUUGUCACAAAGAAUUUCAGGGCUUUUUAAAUGCAUUUUGUUAAAAAAGGAAGCGAACUAGGGGAUUAUCUGACAUGUAGGGGGAAAAACUAUCUCCUUUACAGUGCAUACUUAUAGUGACUGACUUAGAUUUGUGAUGAAGUUCAGGAAAAGGACACAAAAAUGCGAGAUACUGUUAAACAAAAAGGAAUUGAAAUACAGAUGGAAGGUGGGAAUGAGAAAAAAGCAAGAGAGACUGUUACAAAUUCCACAAGAUGUAUAUACAAUGCAAGGGGACUACAUAGUAUACAGCUAAUGACUUUCUCAUAUGUUGCAGUUGCAUAGGCUAGCAUUUGAUAUUAUGGAAUACACAGUACAUAUAGGCAGCCUUUAGGCGAUUGUUGCGGCCUUCAAAACACCCCUGAGCACCAGUUAAAACAUUUUCUCAUGUAGCCAGAAUCCCUGACAUGUUGGCCAACUGUAUGAAGCACCGUGUGCAGAAGUUGUCCUGACAUUCACACUCGUGAGCUCUGAGGGCUAGCAUGGGGCUAACAGGAACGAAAAAAGGCACCCUCAUUUGCAAGAGUAACGUGACAUUCUGCCCACUUUAACACUGACAUAUAAAAACCUAAUACAUAUCUGUGAAAUUUAGCAGAAGGGUUUGUGCCACUGUCUCUGGUAUUCUCUAGGUAGUUAGGAGGAUUUUAACUUUUGAAGUGCAUUAUUAAUGUGAAUUGACUGUACUUUUUAACUGCCACCCAUUCCAAAAAAAAACAAAAAAAAACCCAGCUUUGUUGACUUCUGGUUUGUUCCAUAUAAAGGCUUUAAACACAGCCAGUGGUUGUUAGACAUAGUGUUAGCAUUGUCUCAACAAUGUAUUCAUAGUACCUCUGUUAAUAGGUAGAUUACCAGAACAGCCGUCCAGUCAUUAAAUUGAGCUAACCCCAGAUUGUGUGCACAGGAUGACAUUUUAUAGUUGCACUUAGUUUUAGUGCACAGUGUUAGGCAGCAAUGCCCUAUUUUGUUAUUUUUUGCAGUUGUAAGUGUGCUAAAUGGGUGUACAAAUAAUGAAGUCUCAGCUUAGCUCUGCUUGCUUUACAAACUCGUUUAAUAUGUGCACUGAAUGAGUGAUGUAAUGUUUAAUGAAUAGGCUUUAGACACUGCAAACGUUUGCAACGACAUGUGUUUGUGUCCUCCCUUCUGCUUUGCCACAUAUUAUCAGUUCUAGGUCUUUAAUUUGUGCCAUCUGAUUUGUUUGAACCUUCUAUUUAAUUGCAGUGUUUUUUUGUUCGUACUGUUUCAAUAAAAAACGGAAAACACUCCACAAAAUAUUUCACUAAA
Molecule: messenger RNA, 2568 nt
Organism: Lates calcarifer (barramundi perch)
Lineage: Eukaryota; Metazoa; Chordata; Actinopteri; Centropomidae
Gene: pdpn
Exons: 4
Coding region: 356-928 (190 amino acids)
Source: RefSeq, a predicted model, not a curated record